Molecule: messenger RNA, 2217 nt
Organism: Puccinia triticina
Lineage: Eukaryota; Fungi; Basidiomycota; Pucciniomycetes; Pucciniales; Pucciniaceae
Exons: 4
Coding region: 1-2217 (738 amino acids)
Source: RefSeq, a predicted model, not a curated record
AUGCCUUUCAAACGUCUAUCUGUGUCUGCUCUGAUUGUCGUCCUGGCCUUCGCGAAUGUAGCGCUCGGAACGCCGAUUCCUAACCACCUCAACGGCGCUCCACAUGAUGCGCACUACGCUGCUUCAUCCCACGAAUCCAUGGGCUUGGCUCAACACCAGGAACGCUCUUUGAGGCUUGUGGCCCGAGACCAGGAUGCCAGCAGUAAGGCAAAGGAAGCUGGCGCCGGAGCUGCCAAACAAGCCGAUGGACAAGUAGCUAAUAAGGACAACAAAAAGGAGAAUGGCGCAGACCAGAAUAGUCACCCGGCCCAAGAGAGCAAACCGCAGGACGCUAAGCCUGCCGGAGCCGAUGCCAAAGACAGCGCCAAAGCGGGCAUGGACGCCAAGCCAGCCGACAAACGCAUCGAACCUAAAGUCGGCCAACCGAACACUGAGGAUCAAGGUUCAGAGCAUCCUGAGCCAAAGGAGCAGCACGGCCCAGGCCCCAAGGAUCAGAAAGCGGCCGAAAACCAGCCAUCCCAGCAACCGCCUCAAAGCAAGGCGAGCGCAGAUCCGAAAUCAACUCAGCCUCCUGCCCAAGAAAAGGACAACGCGGUCAAGCAAUCGACUCAACCUGCCGAUAAGCAGGCCGAGAGCCAUGGUGCCGGCCAAUCAGCUCCUGGCGACGCCUCUCACCCCGACGCCAAAGGAAACCCGGCCCCGGCUCCUGCAAGCCAUCCGCCGACGGACAAGGCGGCCCCACCGACUGCCGAAAACCACCCAGGUGCGGCGGAAGCCAAGAACGGCCCAGCUCCUGAGAAAGCGGCCCCGGACGCCAAGACGGCACCGCCUGCCGCCCCGGAGAGCAAGUCACCCACCGAAGCAAAAGCAGGCUCCCCUUCUCCUGCAGGCAAGCCUUCCGACGCUAAAGCCACCACCCCGCAACCCGCUAAUACCCCGGCCAAUGAGGCCAAAGCCAGCCCUCCCGCUGCUGAGAAAACAGCCCCGGAAACUAAAAAUGGUCCGCCGAAUGCCGAGAACAAGCCUGCCGAAAACAAGAACGCCCCGUCAGCUGCAAACAAGCCCCCCACCGAUGCCAAAGCCGCCCCGCCAUCUACCGAAAACAAGCCCGCUACCGAUGCCAAAGCCGCCCCGCCAUCUACCGAAAACAAGCCCGCUACCGAUGCCAAAGCCGCCCCAGCAAAUCCUGCGUCCACCUCCAACGCCGAAGCUAAAGCGACCCCUCCAGCCCCUGAGAACAAGCCAAACCCGGACGCCAAGAACGCGCCUUCAACUGCAAACAAGCCGGCAAACGGCGACGCCAAAGCUGCCCCACCAGCGCCUGAAAGCAAGCCGAACCCGGACGCCAAAGCCGCCCCGCCCACUCCCGAAAACAAGCCAGCUACCGAUGCCAAAGUGACCCCGCCAAAUCCUGCUUCCACCUCCAAUGCCGAAGCCAAAGCGACCCCUCCAGCUCCUGAGAACAAGCCAAACCCGGACGCCAAGAACGCGCCUUCAACUGCGAACAAGCCGGCGAACGGCGACGCCAAAGCUGCUCCGCCAGCACCCGAAAGCAAGCCAAACCCGGACGCCAAAGCCGCCCCUCCAACUGCCGAAAGCAAGCCCGCCAUGGACGCCAAGGCAGCCCCAGCAAGUCCUGCGUCCACCCCCAACACUGAAGCUAAAGCGACCCCUCCAGCCCCUGAGAACAAGCCAAACCCAGACGCCAAGAACGCGCCUUCAACUGCGAACAAGCCGGCGACCGGAGACGCCAAAGCUGCCCCACCAGCGCCUGAAAGCAAGCCCGCCGCGGACGCCAAAGCCGCCCCUCCAACUCCCGAAAACAAGCCCGCUAACGAUGCCAAAGCCGCCCCAGCAAGUCCUGCAGCCACCCCCAACGCCGAAGCUAAAGCAACCCCUCCAGUUCCUGAGAACAAGCCCAACCCGGACGCCAAGAAAGCAACUUCAACUGCGAACAAGCCGGCGACUGGAGACGCCAAAGCUGCACCACCAGCCCCUGAAAGCAAGCCCGCCGCGGACGCCAAAGCCGGACCUGCUGCUCCCGAGGCAAAGGCAAACAACGUCGACCCCAAGGCGGCCCCCUCUCCGGCCCACCCACAGACCGCCGCCCCGCAGCCCGAAAACAGCCACAAUGCCGACCCCAAGGCCGCCCCCCAACCCAUGGCUAUCCAGCCCAACAACGCCCCCGCUGGGCCUGCGGCCGCUCAAACCCACUGA